GGCCGGGCGCCACUUCCCCUUCCGGUCGGCUUCCGCCCGCUGGCUUCCGCCCGCUAGCUUCCGGCUUCCGUGCGGCUUCCGCCCGCCUUCCGCCCCCCUUCCUUCCGGCUUCUGUCCAGUUUCCCUCUGCCUUCGCCGGGCGCCGCCCGCGGCCAGGGCACGAAUGCUACCAAAACGGCGGCGAGCGCGGGUCAGGCCCCCGGACACCGCCCCCUCCUCCGCGGCACGCUUCCCUGGGGUCACUGUCUACCUGGCUGAGCCACGCAUGGGCCGCAGCCGCGCGCCUUCCCUCACACGCCUGGCUCUCUCCAAGGGCUUCCGCGUCCUGGACGCCUACAGGUGCGCGGUCGUGGCGAAGCUCGCCGCCAGCUCAGAGGUGACACACGUCAUGAUGGAGGGGACCUCAGCAGAGGAGGCCGUCUGCCAGCAGGAGCGCAGGACGGUGGCCCUUCACCCAGGAUGCACCUGCCCAGUGCUCUGCGUAAGCUGGUUCACGGAGAGCAUGGCGGCCGGGCAGCCUGUCCCUGUGGAGUGCCGGCACCGCCUGGAGGUGGCUGUGUGCAGGAACGGGCCGUCACGCCCAGCAUGGAGGCUGCCCUGUGCCUGCCAGCAUCCCACACCCCUCACGCACCACAACGCCGGCCUCUCGGAGGCUGCGGGCUUCGCCGGCAGUGAGGGCUGCCAACUCUCCUUGUGCAGAGCGGCCUCAGUGCUCAAGGCCCUUCCCAGCCCGGUCACGGCCCUGAGCCAGCUGCGUGGCCUGGCCCACUUUGGAGAACACUCGUGCAGGGUCGUCCAGGAGCUGCUGGAACGCGGAGUGUGUGAGGAGGUGGAGAGAGUCCGGCUCUCGGAGAGGUACCAGGCCAUGAAGCUCUUCACUCAGAUCUCUGGGCUCGGGGUAAGGACCGCUGACCGGUGGUACCAGGGCCGGCUGCGGACGCUGGACGGCCUCUGAGAACAGCAGAGACUGACCCGGCAGCAGAAAGCAGGACUCCAGCACCCCCAGGACCUGAGCACCCCGAUCCUGCGGUCAGAUGUGGAGACCCUGCAGCAGGCGGUGGAGGCAGCCAUGGGGCAGGCCCUUCCUGGGGCCACGGUCGCGCUGACCAGCGGCUUCCGGAGACUGGCCCCCUCGGGGAAGUUGUAGGGCCACGACGUGGACUUCCUCAUCACCCACCCCCAGGAGGGCCGGGAGGCAGGGCUGCUGCCCAGAGUGAUGUGCUGCCUGAAGAAGCAGCACCAGCGCAGCCGGCAGGCAGAUGACCCCACCCACCUGCCCCGGCAGAGCCACACCAUGGAUGCCUUUGAGGGGACUUCCUGCAUUUUCCACCUGCCACAACCCCCAGGGGAUGCUGUAGGGGCGCCCAGAGGCCCUGCCCCACCUGACCACCUGGUGGUCACCCCCAUCAGCCAGUUCCCCUCUGCACUACUCGGCUGGACUGGCUCCGAGGUAGGGAGUGUGCUGCUGCGGCCACCCUGGGGUCUGGGGUUGGUGGCCCUGCUGAUGAAGUCACUCUUGCCCCAUCGUUUCGAGCGGGAGCUGCGCCGCUUCAGCCAGAAGGAGAGCGAAGGGCUCUGGCUGAACAGCCGUGGUCUGUUUGAUCCGGGGCAGAAGACGUUUUUCCACGUGGCUUCAGAGGAAGACAUCUUCAGACUCUUGGGCCUUGAGUACCUUCCCCCUCAGCAGAGAAAUGCCUGAUCCUAUUAGCUGGCCCCCACUUCCACUCUCUGGAAAUGGAGGGCGCCAUUUGAGCCAGACGCUAUGGGUGUUCUGGUCCCUGAAUGUUUCCAGGUGGAAGAUGCACUGCUGCCCCAGGUCCUCACCCCUCCCAAGUGGGAGCCCUGUCUGUGUGGACCACCAAUCCCCCACGUACACCCAGUUCAAGAUGUCAUGAAAUGAGCAUGUGGAACAAACUAUGCUGUAUUUCCUGAA
Messenger RNA from Mesoplodon densirostris (Blainville's beaked whale), 1933 nucleotides. RefSeq names its product DNA polymerase mu (gene POLM). NCBI's taxonomy places the organism in Eukaryota, Metazoa, Chordata, Mammalia, Artiodactyla, Ziphiidae. Gene Ontology annotation, biological process: double-strand break repair via nonhomologous end joining. The record is from RefSeq and is a predicted model, not a curated record. Gene Ontology annotation, molecular function: DNA-directed DNA polymerase activity; DNA binding. Gene Ontology annotation, cellular component: nucleus.